Theileria annulata is the source of this 1401-nucleotide messenger RNA. RefSeq names its product Theileria-specific sub-telomeric protein, SVSP family. The record is from RefSeq and is a predicted model, not a curated record. The transcript has a single exon. The coding region runs from base 1 to 1401 and encodes 466 amino acids. Lineage: Eukaryota; Apicomplexa; Aconoidasida; Piroplasmida; Theileriidae.
AUGAAUAAAUGUGUAACAUAUACAUAUAUAAUAAUACUCAUUAUAAUUGCAGAUGUUUAUUGUUCAGAUAAACAGCCAUCCCGAGAAUCUGAUGACUCUACAGAUGACUCAGAUGAUGAUAUUAAUUUUGAUACAAUAGUAAAAGAAUUAGAAACAUUAGUUGAUGAAGAUGACGAAUAUGAUUUUGGAAGAGUUUCGAAACAAGUAGAAAAAAUAAUUGAUGAUAUACUGGAUGAAACUGAUGAAACAUAUGGUGUUGAUCCUAACACGUUAGUAAGAGGAAUAGAAAAAAUUAUUGAUGAUCAUAUUGAUGAACCUUCAAGUAAAAUAGAACAACAAAAAACUUAUCCACAAACAUAUCAAACACCUUUCAAUUAUUCCAAUUAUAAAUCAUUUUAUAGUCAAUACAAAGAGCAAUCUGAUAGUAUAUAUCCAUCAAGUUAUUUUAGUAGUCAACCAGUUUAUCCACCACCAAGCUCCACUCCAUUAUCCAGCAAUUUAAAAUAUCACAGUGCAGUAUUUUAUCCUAGAUAUGUUAAUCCUAGAUUAAUACCACGUUACCAAAAAUAUCCUUAUGGAAUAGAUCCUGGUGGCAAAGGAGUUAGUGAUAAACCAUCAGAUCAACCAAGUAAACCUCGAGAUGAUAAACAAACAGAUAGACCAAGAGAUAGACCAAGAGAUAAACCUAGUGUAUCUAGAAAACCAGUAAAAGGUUAUAAACCUAAACAUCCUAAAGAAGGUGCUUUUGGAGGUGAUGAAGAAGAAACACAAAAAUUGUCAUCAUUUUUUCCUGAAACCAAAAAAUGCAAAACAAUAACUCUUGUGAAAUAUGACCAAGGAAAUCUUGUUGAAAUGACUCAUGAAGAUUAUAGAAUUUUACAAUGUGGUUCACAUAUAACAAAAUAUAUAUUCAGAUCUGAACUUGAACAAGUAUAUUGUGAUGAUGAAAUUGUUUAUAAUCAUAGACCUGGAAAACAUUAUUGUAUAUCAUUGAAUUAUAAUAUUCAAUCAUGCUACUUUGUUCUUGAAUUUGUUGAUGAAUUAUUGUUAUUUAUGUUUACUAAAGGUAAGUGGAAAGGAAAUAAACAUAAAAACCAAUGCCCAUUUAAAUUUUAUACACAUAUUGGUGGUCAUAUUCGUCAAAUGACAAAUGAUUAUUAUUGUAUUGAUAUCAAUACAAAAGGAUCAAUCAAAUAUAGAUUUUGUAAUAAUGUUUACUGUAGUAAGGUCAAGUUUGAUGAUGAAGAAGUAUGGGAAAAAACUACUCAUGGUGAAUAUCCUAUGGCAAUUUGCUCAUCUUAUAAUGGAAAAAUUAUAUUUUAUUAUGAUGGAUAUAAUGAAGUCUUUGGGAAAAGAUAUAAUAAAUAUGUGAUGUUAAGUUCUGGAAAAGAUGACAAAUAA